AUGGCCCACCGGAAGCGCCAGAGCACCGCCAGCAGCAUGUUGGACCACAGGGCCAGGCCGGGCCCCGUCCCCCACAGCCAGGAGCCGGAGGUUGAGGACACGGAGCUGCCCCUGGAAGGCUAUGAGCCCCAGGGCCUGGAGGUGGCUGCCCUGCAGCCCGAGGAGCAGGAGUGCCACAGCCACAGCCCCGACGGGGACUCGAGUUCCGAGUACGUGAACAACACCUCGGAGGAGGAGGACUAUGACGAGGGCCUCCCGGAGGAGGAGGAGGGCGUCACCUACUACAUCCGCUACUGCCCCGAGGACGACAGCUACCUGGAGGGUAUGGACUGCAACGGCGAGGAGUACCUGGCCCACAGCGCUCCGCCCGUGGACACGGACGAGUGCCAGGAGGCGGUGGAGGAGUGGACGGACUCGGCCGGCCCGCACGCCCUGGGCCACGGGGCCGAAGGCAGCCAGGGCUACCCUGACGGCCACCUGUCCAUCCCGGAGGACGAGCCCUCUGUCCUGGAGGCCCACGACCAGGAGGACGCCGGCCUCUACUGUCCUGGCAAGGAGGGCUACCAGGACUACUACCCCACAGAGGCCAACGGCAACGCGGGCGGCGCCUCCCCUUACCGCCUGCGCCGUGGGGACGGGGACCUGGAGGACCAGGAGGAGGACAUCGACCAGAUCGUGGCUGAGAUCAAGAUGAGCCUGAGCAUGACCAGCAUCGCCAGCGCCAGUGAGGCCAGCCCGGAGCACGCGCCGGAGCCGGGGCCCGGGGACUCCACGGAGGCCUGCCCGCCUGGCGAGGCCGGCCGCGGCCCCAACAGGCACGAGGCGAGGCCCAAGUCGCUGAACCUCCCUCCCGAGGCCAAGCUCUCUGGGGACCCCCAGAGAGGCUUCAAGAACAAGACUAGGACCCCAGAGGAGAGGCCAAAGUGGCCCCAAGAGCAGGUGUGCAAUGGUCUGGAGCAGCCCAGGAGGCAGCAGCGCUCCGAUCUCAACGGACCUGUUGACAAUAACAACAUCCCGGAGACAAAGAAGGUGGCAUCAUUUCCAAGUUUUGUGGCCGUUCCAGGGCCCUGCGAGCCGGAAGACCUCAUCGAUGGCAUCAUCUUCGCUGCCAACUACCUGGGGUCCACCCAGCUGCUGUCCGAGCGGAACCCUUCCAAAAACAUCCGAAUGAUGCAAGCGCAGGAGGCCGUCAGCCGGGUCAAGAGGAUGCAGAAGGCCGCUAAGAUCAAGAAGAAAGCGAAUUCCGAGGGCGACGCGCAGACGCUGACUGAAGUAGAUCUGUUCAUCUCCACCCAGAGGAUCAAGGUCUUAAACGCGGACACACAGGAAACCAUGAUGGACCACGCCUUGCGCACCAUCUCCUACAUCGCCGACAUCGGCAACAUCGUGGUGCUGAUGGCCAGGCGCCGCAUGCCUCGGUCGGCUUCUCAGGACUGCGUGGAGACCACUCCUGGGGCACAGGAGGCCAAGAAGCAGUACAAGAUGAUCUGCCACGUGUUCGAGUCGGAGGACGCCCAGCUGAUAGCCCAGUCCAUCGGCCAGGCCUUCAGCGUGGCCUAUCAGGAGUUCCUGCGGGCCAAUGGCAUCAACCCUGAAGACCUGAGCCAGAAGGAGUACAGUGACAUCAUCAACACCCAGGAGAUGUACAACGAUGACCUCAUCCACUUCUCCAACUCGGAGAACUGCAAGGAGCUGCAGCUGGAGAAGCACAAGGGGGAGAUCCUGGGCGUGGUGGUCGUGGAGUCAGGCUGGGGCUCCAUCCUGCCCACGGUGAUCCUGGCCAACAUGAUGAACGGCGGCCCGGCCGCCCGCUCCGGCAAGCUGAGCAUCGGCGACCAGAUCAUGUCCAUCAAUGGCACCAGCCUGGUGGGGCUGCCCCUCGCCACCUGCCAGGGCAUCAUCAAGGGCCUGAAGAACCAGACACAGGUGAAGCUCAACAUCGUCAGCUGCCCCCCGGUCACCACGGUCCUCAUCAAGCGGCCGGACCUCAAGUACCAGCUGGGCUUCAGCGUGCAGAAUGGCAUCAUCUGCAGCCUCAUGCGAGGGGGCAUCGCGGAGCGAGGCGGAGUCCGCGUGGGCCACCGCAUCAUCGAGAUCAACGGGCAGAGCGUGGUGGCCACAGCUCACGAGAAGAUAGUGCAAGCCCUGUCCAACUCGGUGGGAGAGAUCCACAUGAAGACCAUGCCCGCCGCCAUGUUCAGGCUCCUCACCGGCCAGGAGACACCCCUGUAUAUCUAGGCCCAGCAGCCUCCACCACACAGCCGGGAUGCCGGGGACGCCUAGGACCGCAGGGGCCGGGGGACGAGGA
Molecule: messenger RNA, 2308 nt
Organism: Lepus europaeus (European hare)
Lineage: Eukaryota; Metazoa; Chordata; Mammalia; Lagomorpha; Leporidae
Gene: APBA2
Product: amyloid beta precursor protein binding family A member 2
Exons: 12
Coding region: 1-2238 (745 amino acids)
Biological process (GO): chemical synaptic transmission
Cellular component (GO): plasma membrane; cytoplasm; dendritic spine
Molecular function (GO): amyloid-beta binding; protein binding
Source: RefSeq, a predicted model, not a curated record